Chara braunii is the source of this 720-nucleotide messenger RNA. The record is from the annotation of a GenBank genome assembly. Lineage: Eukaryota; Viridiplantae; Streptophyta; Charophyceae; Charales; Characeae.
GUGAUCUGGGUAUAGGUAGGGAGGGUGGAGGUGAUGGUGGACGAAGUCAAGAGAGGUUUUGAUUGGGGGGGGGAUGGUCGACGACUGUGUGACGGCGGGGGUUGUCGUCUUGGGCGAGGGGGGAGAUGGGAUGACCAUAGUGGAGGUGGUGGUGGAUGAAGGCGGGGGCGUGGAUGACGUGCUGGCAAAGAAAGCGGUGGAGGUGGAGGAGGAGGUAUUAAAGGUAGAUGUGGAGGCGGAGGGUGGGGGAAGGGUGAUGGAGGCCGAAGUGGAGGAGGGGGUCGUGGUGGUGAGGACUUGGAUGGUGCUGGAGGCCUGUUGUUGUUCGACGGUGGUUAUCCGGUUGGAAAGGUCGGAGUGGGACGCUUGGAGGGAGUCGAGGGUGGCCUUCAUGGAGGUCAUGAGGGAGAAGAGGAUGGAAGAGUCAGCAGGGGCCUCCUGGGCGUAAACCUGUUUGCCAGUAAGUUCGCGACGGAGGCUAUCGACGGAUUGGGUGUUGAUGGAGGUCAGGUUGAUGCUAGAUUUUGUGGCCAUCGCGUAGGAAACAGUCGGGGUGGGGGCGGUUGACGGAGAAGCGGGUGGUGAUGAGGUGGAGGCGGCUUCAGCGUCGGUAGCAGCGGGGGUGCGCCGAUAAUUCUUGGUUUGGUGUGGCAUGCGGGGGUUGAGGAGGAAGGAGGGGGUUGAAGGUUCUUAUUUCCAAAAUGAAGAGGAUUUGGAAAG